Messenger RNA from Physella acuta, 1252 nucleotides. RefSeq lists its product as uncharacterized. The record is from RefSeq and is a predicted model, not a curated record. Lineage: Eukaryota; Metazoa; Mollusca; Gastropoda; Physidae.
UUGUUUGUGUAAAGAGAUGUUGAACCCCAUCUCACUAGGAUACAAACAACACCGGCUCUGAAGUUGCCAGAUUUUUAAAGUCCUGAUGGCCAAUAUAAAGCCAAACCUGCCAGUCAGGAGAAGCCUGUCACUGAGGGCAACAUCCUCCACCAAACCAGCAACAACACCCGGCAUCCCGCAUGCCGCAAGCUGGUCACAACGUCCGCUCAGCUACCAGCUAAAGACAGACUCCACCAAACCGGCAGACGACAGCCUGAAAUCACCGCGAAGUGUCAGGGCCAGUUUGGCAGCUCCAGGCUCCACAAGCAGGCCAGUGACCUCAGCAACCAACGGACUUGCAGACGGCAGCCUCAGAACUGGCACCAAAAAACCCAAACAGCUGACCAUCUCCCAGGAUACCGUCCAGAGGCUGGCGGUGGGCGGGAUACCCCACACCUCGCCACGCAUGCGCAGACGAUCUCUCUGCACCACCUCUGACGUCACGGCGAUCCCCUCAGGCGAACGAUGCGAGCCGAAAUCUAUUUUAAAACAUUCGCCGCGCAGGCGCAGUAUGUCGUACGGAGAGAUCGCCGCGUCGUCGUCUGUGUUCAAACAAUCGCUCAUGUCAGCUCACUACCCAGACGACGAGGGUCAGACAAACCACGUGGUCUCGCCAUCAGACAGGGACUUUCAACCCAGUGAGGAGCUCAUCUUGAAAAACUGCAACUACCGCUUAUCUCCCCUCUCUCUCCCCUCGGAGAAGAAAGUUACGUUUAUUGACGAUGUCGUCAAUAUCACUAAUUAAUUAAACUUUCAUUAAAAUAAUGAGUAUAGAAACAAAACUUUCUAAAACUGUGUAUGUUAUUGAGGAGACUAGGCGUUUUUCCUUGGAUAUUAAAUAUUUCACUUAAAGAUUUGCGUCUCUGGUGAAACUGAAAGGGAGACAAAAUGUCGACUUCCUGUGUAUGAGACAAAAUGUCGACUUCCUGUGUAUGAGACAAAAUGUCGACUUCCUGUGUAUGAGACAAAAUGUCGACUACCUGUGUAUGAGACAAAAUGUCGACUUCCUGUGUAUGAGACAAAAUGUCGACUUCCUGUGUAUGAGACAAAAUGUCGACUUCCUGUGUAUGCGACAAAAUGUCGACUUCCUGUUUAUACCACUGUGUACCAUAUGUCCACUUAAGUCAUGUGCCCAGAGAACAUUGCACCCAGCUGUUAUAUUCACAUGUUUGAAUCAAAUGCUCAUCAUCUGGUUGUGUUAUUAAAUUAUAUU